UUUGCCAGGCAUAAUAUCAAAUCUUUCAAUUCAAAUUUCAAUGCUAAGUAAAAAGUAGUUCCAAAAAGUAUUUUACAAUGGGACUUUGUUUUGUUGGCGAAAUCGCAAUACCAGCCAAACUACUUAAUUUAGAGGUUACACUAGUUGGAGGGCAGAGUUUCCGCUGGAGAAAACUCAAUUCGAAUGAUACCAAAUCGCCAUUAUUCCAAGGAGUGGCUUACAAUGCCUAUUGGCAGUUAAGUCAAACGGAUUCCGCUAUUUCAUAUAAAGCAUUUCCAGCACCGGAUGUGCCUAAUACGAAUACACACAAAGCGAAGUAUUAUCGCGAACUGUUGCAGCGUUACUUCCGCCUUAAUUUCGAUUUAAAUAAAAAUAUGGAUAAGUGGCGCGCGGCCCACAAUCACUUUGAUACUAUAACGCCACAUAUUAAAGCUGUGCGUGUGCUGGAUCAAGAACCACUCGAAAAUAUAUUAUCAUUCAUAUGCAGCCAAAACAAUCACAUUAAAAGAAUUUCUGCAAUGAUUGAUUGGUUUUGCUCAAAAUAUGGUCAAAGCAUUGGACAUUUUAAUGAAAGAGAAGAGUUUACUUUUCCUACACUCUCAGCUUUGAAGGAAAAUGAGAAAGAGUUAGAAGUAAAUUUGCGCGAAGCCAAAUUCGGCUAUCGUGCUAAAUUUAUCGCGCAGACUAUAGCGAAAAUUCUAGAGUUUGGCGGUGAGGCGUGGUUUACAAAGUUGCGUGAGAUGUCCUACGCUGACGCACGGCAGGAACUUGUGCGCUUACCUGGUAUCGGUUUCAAAGUGGCGGAUUGCAUUUGCCUCAUGUCGUUGGGUCAUUUGGAGGCCGUGCCAAUUGAUACUCACAUUUAUAAAGUUGCGCAAACGGUUUAUAUGCCCGAACAAUUGGCGACGGUGAAAACCGUCACGCCGCGCAUUUAUGAAGAAAUCGCAAAUCAUUUACGUAACAUUUACGGUCCGUAUGCGGGUUGGGCGCAAGCUGUGCUUUUUUGUGCCGAUUUGCAACAAUUUCAAACAACAAAGGAGUCAGCUAAAAAACCCACUGAUAAGGAGAAAUCGGAGAGUGGUAGCGCUAAGCCGAAAAAGAAACGAAAAUGAAAAACUAUAUGUUGCAUAUAAGUAAGUUCACUUUUUUUUUUUCUUUUUUCUAAAUAAAUAUAUUCUGUCUUUAUUGUAUUUCACUUUGUUGCGUAACAGAGUAAA
Messenger RNA from Bactrocera latifrons, 1217 nucleotides. RefSeq names its product N-glycosylase/DNA lyase (gene Ogg1). Gene Ontology annotation, cellular component: nucleus. Bases 78 to 1112 code for a protein of 344 amino acids. Lineage: Eukaryota; Metazoa; Arthropoda; Insecta; Diptera; Tephritidae. The transcript has 4 exons. Gene Ontology annotation, molecular function: damaged DNA binding; 8-oxo-7,8-dihydroguanine DNA N-glycosylase activity. The record is from RefSeq and is a predicted model, not a curated record. Gene Ontology annotation, biological process: base-excision repair; base-excision repair, AP site formation; nucleotide-excision repair.